CGAUGCUUCCGCGCAGAGGAAACCAUCUUGCCCGAGAGCGCUUCAUCCUGCUCUCCGGACCAAACCCCCGAAGUCCCGGUGUCCGCUCCACUCAUUACUUCCUGCCCGUUGGUAUCUCUUCGUGAUACUUCGCCAAAUGAUCCAGUCAAUUCCACCGAGCAAACGAUCCCAACUCCACAACCUGCAGCCUCUUUAACGCAAGGACAGAUGAAGAUGUACAGAGAUCAUCGCUGCGAGGGUGAGGAGCGGCCGGCAUCCCUUUGUCAAUCUCAGCAGGUAUCUGGACCGCGAGAAGGAAAACAGAGCCACGAGUCCAGGGUACAACAACGAAUAGGCUGAUUUCCGGCAACCGCCAGGAUAGAUUGCUGCUGUAGAAGGAUGCCAGCGGCGCGGGUGUCUCCCGCCAUCGAGCACCACCCGCUGCCGCCGGCUUCCCGUCUCCCUGCCCUCAACAGCGACCACGACGACCUCGUCUUCUACCGCCAACGUGAUGGAUUGGGCAUCACGUCUUCCAGCGAGGAGGCUCCCAGCGAAGCCACCACCUCGUCCUUAGCGUCGCCCUGCCCUCUGGUCUCCCCUUACCAACGACUUCUGGACGCCCUCAACCACGACGAUCGGUGGCAGAAGGACGUCGCCCUGGGACGGCGCGUCGGGUUCUAUAGGUUUCGAGGAGACCUCGGUUCCGGAAACUUCUCGCAAGUUAAGCUCGCCGUUCAUUGCUUGGUGAAAGAGAAGGUAGCGGUCAAGAUACUGGACAAGUCGAAGCUCGACGCCAAGACGCAGCGCAUGCUCCGACGCGAGAUCGCCAGCAUGGAGGAGCUCCACCAUCCCCACCUCAUACGCCUAUACGAAGUUGUAGAGACACUAUCCAGAGUAUACCUAGUCAUGGAGUUCGCUCCAGGUGGAGAGCUCUUUCACAAAAUCACCAGCGACGGACGCUACCCCGAAGCAGAUGCAAGGCUUAUCUUUGCCCAAAUUACUUCAGCCGUGGACCACAUGCAUCAGCAUAACAUACUACAUCGAGACAUCAAGGCAGAAAAUGUCUUCAUAGCAGGUCAUAACAUCGUCAAAGUGGGUGACUUUGGUUUCAGCACCCAAGUACGCUUCCGUGACGACGCUCUCAACACAUUUUGUGGUUCACCUCCCUAUGCAGCACCAGAGCUAUUCAAGGACGAAAGCUACAUCGGGCCGUACGUGGACAUUUGGGCUCUGGGUGUUCUCCUCUACUUCAUUGUGACGAGCACAAUGCCAUUCAAAGCACAAACUGUUGCUGCACUCAAGAAAUUGAUUCUUGACGGACAGUACCAGGUGCCCAACUUCCUUUCCGAACCGUGCCGAACAUUGAUAAGUGGAAUCCUCCAACAAGUGCCUCAGGAACGGCUGUCCAUAGCAGAUAUCAACAGUUCCGACUGGCUCAAAGGCCAAAGACUACCAGAAAGCUACCCAAAAUACAAUAUGUACCCCACUAUGGAACCAGGAGACCUUGUGUCCGACGAAGAGUACGAGACUCGCUUGCAGUUGCAUGACUUGGGUAUCACGGAAGACAUGAUGAAAGACUGCUCAGACAAAGGUGCCCGCAGCAGUAUUACGGGGGCUUACAGAAUUGUACUUCACAAGAUUCAGACUGCCCCACCUCCCGAUAUGGGAGACAGCGAAUCGGCAGGAACGGCUACGGGAACACCGUCACCUGGUGGCAAGGUCGAGAAGCUUUCUGCAAAGACCGAACGUCUCUUUUUGUCCAAAGGCCGCAGAUCAACAACAUGUGCUGUGUUGUGAUAGUGCUUGCAGCCAUUCCCUUUCGUUGUUGAACUGAUUUAGAUACUUCACACAUCUUAUCAACAUUCAUCAAGCCAUUGUCAUGUUGUUGAAAGUUUGCAUUGAAUGUGGAUGUCUCGUAAGGACUCACAUUUUUAGUGUCACCUAAUCAGUGCGAGUCGUCUCGAGACAGGACAUGGAUGGACCAAAAUUGCCGCAGUGGGACACGUGGACACCAUGUACAACAAGGGCGUAGCCGAAAUACUGCGACACAGUCAUCUUUUUGGCAGCUACAGACAUUGGUACAUUCAGUGGAGGUCAUAGCAACCAGCAAAGCUUAGAUGUGCAGGAAAUCUACAAAAAUUUGAACAAUCCACAUCCAAAAAUCGUGGAAAAUUACAUUCCUCUAUGCAUAUAUACUGAUCAUGGAACCGCCACACAUCACUAAAGCUUGAUGUCAAGUACAGGCUAUAUAAGUUGGAAAAAGAACAACAUUUUUUAACAGCCACUGAACAAUUUUUACAUCUGAAAGUGCUUUUAUGUCUUUGCACCAACACAUAUACCGUAAUAAAAUACCACAUGUAAAAUAUGAAACAUGGUCCAAAGAUGUGCAAAA
Ornithodoros turicata is the source of this 2371-nucleotide messenger RNA. Its product is annotated as serine/threonine-protein kinase NIM1-like. Gene Ontology annotation, cellular component: cytoplasm. Gene Ontology annotation, biological process: microtubule cytoskeleton organization; protein phosphorylation; intracellular signal transduction. NCBI's taxonomy places the organism in Eukaryota, Metazoa, Arthropoda, Arachnida, Ixodida, Argasidae. The record is from RefSeq and is a predicted model, not a curated record. Bases 379 to 1776 code for a protein of 465 amino acids. The transcript is spliced from 5 exons. Gene Ontology annotation, molecular function: protein serine/threonine kinase activity; ATP binding; tau-protein kinase activity.